AGGAUUGUGGGGCGCAAGCGCACUGUACGAACUGUUCAUUCACGCGGGUAUUCGGUGCUAACAGGUUAACCUCCGGUAAACCCGUUUAGCCUCCGGUGAGUCUCUGUUAGGCACAAGACUCUUUAAACAUGAAGCCCCGUGGUGUCACAGUGAGCUGCCCGGCGGAGCUGUGACCUGUCCAAAGGGGUGUUGUUACGGUUUGCAGUUUGACUGUUAGCCUGAAGCUAACUUUAGCAUCAGCUGAAGUUACAGACGUCCAGGGCAACGGAGCUUGGAGCUGUGACUGACUACAGAGGAGGAUGACAAUGGCCCCGGUGUCAGACAUGGAGGUGACCUCUGUGUCAGACAAGGAGGAGAGGGUGAGGAGAGGAGGUCCACUGUCUCUGGAUGACUGCCGCUGUCCUGUGUGUCUGGAGAUCCUCAUGGAGCCAGUUACACUUCCCUGUACACACACCUUCUGCAAGGGCUGUUUCCUGGAGACGGUGGACAAAACCACUCUAUGCUGUCCCAUGUGCAGGAAGAGAGUUUCCACCUGGGCCCGACUGAACAGCAGGAACAACACGCUGGUUAACCAGCAGCUGUGGAGGCAGAUCCAGAUCUGCUUCCCUUCACAGUGUGAACGCCGACUCACAGGGCAGGAGGACGAGGGUGACCCGGGAGUCUCAGUGUUUUUUCCCACAGUGAGUCGGCCUGGAGAGCUGAGGCAGGAAUACGAGGACCAGGUCUCUAAACUGACAGAGGAGAAGCGGGUGCUGGACGAGGAGGAGAGGAGGGCCAGUGAGGAGUACAUCCAGAGACUGUUGGCUGAGGAGGAGGAGCUGGUGCAGGAGGAGAGCAGGAGGAGAGAAGACGACGAGAGGCUGGCCAGACUGCUCAACAACCAGCUGAACUCAGCUCCAGUGUCUCAGGAAAACUUUCAUCCUGCUGAAGUGACUCCAGCCAAGAAGAAGAAGGAGGUCGGCGCCGGACAGAUUGAGAAGUUCUUGUGUCCUCUUCCAUCUAGAACAAACUCAGACUGCAGCUCUGCCUCCAGCUUCAGGGCUAACAAGGAGAACAUUCUCCUCCCUCAGGAGGAGCUGCAGCUCCCUAAACUCGAUUAUUAUGGCGCUCUGACAAACAGGUCAGAGCCUCCAGUGCUCCAUCUGGACUCUGUGGAGGAUCAGACUCCCAGCAGUCAGCUGAUGGGAGACGGAAGACCUUUAUCAAUCAAGAGGAAGAGCUCUGUGCUGGAGAAAACAGAGGAGGGGGUUAUGAUCACCAAACACUGUCACUGUCACUCGCUACCUUCCUCCUCCUCUUCCUCCUCUCUGGAGGAGGAGGGGUUGCCCCUGCAGAGAAGGGCUGAGUGGGAGACGGAGCAGCUGAGCAGACGGCAACAGGAGGAGGAGGACCGGCGACUUGCUCUGCUCCUGCAGAAGGAGCUAGACCAGGAGGAGAAACAGAGAGCCACCGACAGACGCAAAGGAACUGCAGAUGCCUACCAGCUCCGCCAGAACCGACGAGGGAAGGUGGGGGCCAGCACCAACACCCCCAGCAGACCCUCCAGGAAGUCUUCAAAGUCCUCCACCACCUCCAGCUCCUCACCCUCUUUAAAGACUACAAAGACUCCCUCACCCUCCUCCAGCUCCACCAGCAGAGGCAGUAAACAGACUACCCUGACUGAGAUGUUCUCCAGCCUAAGUAGCUGAACCCUUACUCUCCUUCUGUACUGUGACCUGGUGUGUCUCUACCACCACUGAACAGUCCAGACCUCCUCCUGCUGGUCUCAGUCUCUGUUUAACCGCCUCACUUAUUCUUCUUUUCUUAGAAAGCUUUAGAAAAUAUUAACUGUUAAGUGCCGACAGAAAUUUGUCAUCUUCAACCCUGCUUUCAUUUGACUUUGUUUGGAGACACUACAUGGCCAAAAGUAUGUGGGCAGUCCAUUACUGGUUAUUCACUUGGUUAUAAACUGUCAAACCAAAAACAAAUCAGAAGACCAACAUGAUGUCCAACAUCUCAUUUUGUUCGACCAGUUUUCCAAGACAUAAAGGCCAUCCAUUAACCUGAUCUCACAGCCUCCACCUGGUUACCAGAUGUUGAUCCAGCUGCAGAGAUCUAAUCUUGCAUUAUUACUUAACCUGGAGUCUUCAGCUGUAUGAGGUCUAUCUCUCAGGUGACCCUGCACCUCGGCGUGUAAACAGGGCUGUUCUAAACAUGAUAUAUUUUUGUUUGAAAGCUUCUUUGUGAGAGAAAGGUAUCAGAAUAGAGAGAAGAGAUUCAGAGUAAAACUAAAGACAUAUGUCGUCUGCCCCUCAGCUCUGAUGUUACGAAGAACAGCCUUUACACACCAGUACCUUUUUUAUUUUUUUAUUAUAUUUUCUUUAUUCAAGACUUAUGUACUGUCCACAAACAUCAGUGUGUUCACGCUGCAUUCAGGUUGUGUGUGAUGGAUGGCAGCACACUGUUUGUGUAUGUGAUGAUAGUGUUCAUCUCAACACAAAGCUGUGAUGACAAUUACGGCAGGAUGCUGCUUGACCACAGACUGUUGAUCUGUUCAGAGUAAAAAAAGGGCCUGAGAUUAUCAUCAGCUGUUGUUGAUCAGUCAAUGUUUGUGAAGUUUUAGAAAUAAAAAUAAACUGCUUCA
Seriola aureovittata is the source of this 2623-nucleotide messenger RNA. RefSeq names its product ring finger protein 168 (gene rnf168). Gene Ontology annotation, biological process: protein ubiquitination; double-strand break repair. The record is from RefSeq and is a predicted model, not a curated record. Lineage: Eukaryota; Metazoa; Chordata; Actinopteri; Carangiformes; Carangidae. The transcript has 8 exons. Bases 300 to 1688 code for a protein of 462 amino acids. Gene Ontology annotation, cellular component: nucleus; site of double-strand break. Gene Ontology annotation, molecular function: ubiquitin-protein transferase activity; nucleosome binding; metal ion binding.